Rhipicephalus sanguineus (brown dog tick) is the source of this 911-nucleotide messenger RNA. RefSeq lists its product as uncharacterized. NCBI's taxonomy places the organism in Eukaryota, Metazoa, Arthropoda, Arachnida, Ixodida, Ixodidae. The coding region runs from base 264 to 836 and encodes 190 amino acids. The transcript has 7 exons. Gene Ontology annotation, molecular function: S-adenosylmethionine-dependent methyltransferase activity; O-methyltransferase activity. The record is from RefSeq and is a predicted model, not a curated record.
UGUGCUCGUAGGUGCUUUGGUUGAAUGACCGGGCCCGAGCUAUGGUCAGCGUGCGUCCGUGACGGGAGCAUAGGCACCUCCUGGAAGUGAACAGCGCACACGUCAUCGCGCCGAAGGCCGCGGUGCCAUAUCAGUGCCUGCAAGACGAAAAGGCGUCGCAGGAAGAUCUGAGGGUCCCCUCGAAGAAAGACCUGGUGUGUCCAAAUGCGGCCAAGUAUGCCGAAGAUCAUACACUGCGGCUGCAUCCAGUACAGAAGAAGCUCAUGGAGAUCACGAAAAGUCACUACUACGGCUCCAUGUUGGGCGACAGUUGCCAGCUGCAGUUUUUCCAAAUACUACUGAAAACCAUGUCCGCUAAGAAGUACCUCGAAAUAGGAACAUUCACGGGCUGCAGCGCCGUGUCAGCGGCACUGGCCCUGCCUCCAGACGGAAAAGUGGUCGCCCUGGACCUCUACGAGAACCUGGUCAACGUGGGCAGGCCUCACUGGAAAGAAGCCGGCGUGGAAGACAAGAUUGAAAUGAGGUUUGGCCAGGCCGUUGAGUCCUUAGACGCCCUCCUGAGCGAAGGUCAGGCUGGCACGUUCGACUUCGUGUUCAUCGACGCGGACAAGGAGAACUACGACAACUACUACGAGAGGUCCCUGCAGUUGGUCAGGAAAAAUGGACUCAUCGCCAUCGACAAUGUGCUGUGGCGCGGCCUGGUCUACGACUCCAGCGACAAUUCGACGGAAGUGGCGGCGCUGCGGGCCUUCAACAAGAAACUGCACGAGGACGAGCGGGUAGACGUCUGUCUGCUGCCACUCGCCGACGGGAUCACGUUUGCCCGGAAGAGAUGAUGGGCAGCUUUGAAAGUCUGACGCCAUCAGGCACCUUAAAGCAUUCAAUAAAGUCUUAUGUUAUCUUUCUUACGG